AUGGGAAGCAGCUACAACCUUAGGCCAGAGCUCCUGGUGGUGAAAGCACCGAAGAUACAGGCGACCAGAGGCCGCAGCGUGCCAAGACGAUUAGCGACCAGACCGAUGGCAUUCCUCUCGUAACCAAGGCAACCAGCUACUAUCUCUAGAUGCUCGGACUGGCACGGCAAGCGCCGCGGCUAAACCCGCCGCGGCUAAACCCGCCGCACGUGUGCUGCUAAGAGCGGCAAGACGAGCUUCUACCCGUAGCGCAUGGACAAGAGAGAGCGACAUGCCGGCAGCAGUUUCUGCUUAGGUGGAGACAGCCAUGAGCGGGCUCGGUACUGUCAUGUUUUCGAAGGUUCUAGGGCCAGGCAAGCACGGCAUUCCCGUGUCGGAGGGCGAGACCAUGCAGAGCGUGAGCUUCGACCAGAUCGACUGAUGCAAGCGCACCGCCACAUAGUCCAGAUACUCGAGCAGUGCGUCCUCGCGGAUGUCAUCAAGACAAGGAUGGGCACUCCAGGCCACCCUUCGCCAACGAGAGUGACCCCGACCACGACGCUAUACCGCACCUUCCUGGUGUGCCACGUUUUUUUCCAUAAGGCGUUGCUGGGAAGUAUGGCGGCGGCGACCAAACGUUGGACGUCAUCCGCGACAUGUUCUAGGAGAGCUUCGUGCAGAUCGGCUUAGAAUACGCAUGGGCGAUCCCCUCCGCCGAGAGUAUUGAUCAGGACGACGAUGUUAAACGCUACCUCAAGCCGUGCUUAUUCGAGGACGAGGCCUGGAGGUGGCGAAGGUCACCACGGGGUGGAUGAAGAUGGGGGCGGAGGGGAAGCUAAGGAUGGAAACGGAGAUGGCUCUUCAUCUCCGACCCAGAUAAGCGAUGUUCCUGGCGACGACGCUGGCCCGAAAGCCUCGGCGAACGCCUGAACCGUGUUGACAAGGUGCAGUCGCCGGGAUCUCCGCUUCAACGCCGUUCGACGCGUUUCCCCGGUCCUCUCUUCCACAACGGGCCGGAGUGUUGAAAAAGAAGGCGGAAGAAUUUCCUCCCCGUUUGCAAUGGCUCAUGUUUGCGUUUGAAUGAAGAAUGCUGAAAAGUGCUCAGUGCUCUCGGGCAGGGUUUUUUACCGUGUCUGCAAGUGCGUCUGGAAUCUGUCGCUGCGGCGGCCUCUUGCCCUCAGUCUUCGCCGCCAUGCUUCUUUCUUGUCCCUCGUGGGGAAGGCCAUCUUGGAAGUGUUUUUUUGUGGUGUUCGGAGGGUA
Ectocarpus sp. CCAP 1310/34 is the source of this 1239-nucleotide messenger RNA. The record is from the annotation of a GenBank genome assembly. NCBI's taxonomy places the organism in Eukaryota, Phaeophyceae, Ectocarpales, Ectocarpaceae.